Meloidogyne enterolobii is the source of this 932-nucleotide messenger RNA. Lineage: Eukaryota; Metazoa; Nematoda; Chromadorea; Rhabditida; Meloidogynidae. The record is from the annotation of a GenBank genome assembly.
UUUUUUGAUCUAAUAAUGUAUAUUUUAUUAAAAUUAAUAUUUUUCAACUUAAGAUUGGCACUUGUUCACUUUCCAGACUUGGCAACUCCACUCAAAUCCAAACUGGAAAGCGUUGAUGUUUUCAAUUAUGAUCAAGUCCGUUCUUUGGCCAAAAAGUUUAACAAAAUAAGCAAAGAGACUGCCCUCACUAGGAAGGAAAAUUCUUCAAAAUCCUCCCAAAAUGCAAGCAAAGAAUUACUUCACCAAAUAAUUACAAGAUGUUAUAACAAAGCUGUGGACAAUGAAAAAGCUCUGAAUAAACAUUACGAAGCGUUUUCGUCUCAAACUUAUGGGGAGACGUCGUAUGAACGGAUGCAAAUGAUUAUUGAAGAGCUUAAGCCGUCGCAAAAAGACGUGUUUGUCGAUUUGGGCAGUGGAGUAGGUCAACUAGUUGUGCACAUGGCUGGUGGAACCUUAACACAUAGAGCGGUUGGAAUAGAAAUAGCUUCUUUACCAUCAAAAUUUGCAAAGAAAUUGGAACACGAAUUUAAAAAGUUAAUGAACUGGUUUGGCCGUCCAUUUCAACCUUUUGAAUUACUCCAUGGCGAUUUUCUCAGCACAGAAUAUCGAAAACUUAUAACCGAAGAAGCCUCAAUCAUUUUUAUCAAUAAUUAUGCUUUUCAAUCAGAUUUGGAAACGAGAAUUAAAAGAGAAUUGCUUUCUGAUUUGAAGGAUGGAACGAAAAUUGUUUCUACUAAACCUUAUGUGCCGUUAAAUAAACAAGGAGCUAUUACUGAUAGACAAUUAAAUGGUUUGUAUUUUUUUGAAAUUUUUGGAUUGGAAGGCGAAACGUCGAUUUUUGGGUAUUCCUUUUGUGCAUCGUUUUCAAUAUUUUGGAGCGAAAAUCGAAAAUUUUUCACUGACCUUUAAAACUAUUCACGAGUCACCAUCUC